UUUGCCAUUCUUUUGCUUGUGUUUUCUGCGAUGAGGAAUAUAAGAUACGGCAAUCGGCCUAUGAAGCGGCUGUUCAUGAUGAUCUCUCUCAACGUGGCAUAUUCUAGUGCCGAAUUAUUUAUAGGCCUUUUCUCUGGACGUGUAGGUUUGGUUUCUGAUGCAUUUCAUUUGACAUUUGGUUGUGGGCUACUAACAUUUUCAUUGUUUGCAAUGGCUGCCUCCUAGAAGAAGCCUGAUGGUGUCUAUACUUAUGGGUACAAAAGGCUAGAAGUUUUGUCUGCUUUUACUAAUGCUCUCUUUCUUUUGUUCAUGUCAUUCUCCUUGGCCGUGGAAGCACUUCAUGCAUUCAUUCAAGAUGAAUCUGAGCACAAGCACUAUUUAAUUAUCUCUGCGGUGACAAAUUUAUUGGUGAAUGUUCUUGGCGUUUGGUUCUUCCGGAAUUAUGCCCGUUUUAAUCUUGUUUACAGGAAAGCUGAAGACAUGAAUUACCACUCUGUAUGUUUACAUGUUCUUGCAGAUUCCAUCCGUAGUGCAGGUUUGGUCCUGGCAUCCUGGCUUUUGACCCUUGGGGUUAAGAACGCUGAAGUAUUGUGCUUGGGACUGGUUUCAGCUGCAGUGUUUAUUCUUGUUAUGCCUUUAUUUAGAACAACUGGUGGAAUUCUACUCCAGAUGGCUCCACCAAAGAUACCCUCUUCAGCUUUGAGCAAAUGCUGGAGACAAAUUUGCUUCCUUGAAGAUGUACUGGAAGUCUCCCAAGCUCGUUUUUGGGAAUUGGUUCCUGGUCGUGUUGUUGGCUCUCUCUCAUUACAGGUGAAGAAGGGAGCAGAUGAUUAUUCAAUACUGAGGUAUGUCCAUGGCUUGUACCAUGACUUGGGAGUGCAGGAUUUGACAGUUCAAACUGAUUAUGUCUGAGUAUCUUCCUCCUCUUCCAUCUUCUGGUUUGCUGGAUGCAGUUAAGGAAAGCUUAUGAUCCAAAAGAGGAAUCUAGAUUUUUUUUCACUGUAAAAAGGUAACAAAGAGGGGCAUUGACAAAAUAAUCUAGUGAUGGAUGAAUAGGAAAUAGAUUUAUAUUAUUAGAGAAUAUGAUUAAGAUCAGAACAAUGUGGAGAUGUGCUUUGGUUUUCUUGCCGUCUCCUCAUUUGCUAUAGCAU
Molecule: messenger RNA, 1151 nt
Organism: Macadamia integrifolia
Lineage: Eukaryota; Viridiplantae; Streptophyta; Magnoliopsida; Proteales; Proteaceae
Product: metal tolerance protein C2
Exons: 10
Biological process (GO): intracellular zinc ion homeostasis; transmembrane transport; zinc ion transport
Cellular component (GO): membrane; Golgi apparatus
Molecular function (GO): zinc ion transmembrane transporter activity
Source: RefSeq, a predicted model, not a curated record